Kuraishia capsulata CBS 1993 is the source of this 420-nucleotide messenger RNA. RefSeq lists its product as uncharacterized. Bases 1 to 420 code for a protein of 139 amino acids. Lineage: Eukaryota; Fungi; Ascomycota; Pichiomycetes; Pichiales; Pichiaceae. The transcript has a single exon. The record is from RefSeq and is a predicted model, not a curated record.
AUGUCCUCGAUGGCACCUUCGUGGAUAUUGGACUUGUCCUUUGGAACUGCCAACUUCACGUCUUUUGGCUGUAUAACCAAGCCUUUCACCUGGGAUUCUGCUGGAAUCUCUCCCUUUAUCUCGGCAGUUUCUUCUGCGUCACUAUCAUCAGAUCCAGUGGCAAAUGACGGUUUGGGAAUGGGUAUAUCAACAUCGUCACCUCCCAGAUCCUCGUCGUCCAUUAUUUCCGGAACGGCAUCCACCACCAAUCCACCUGUACCAUUAACCAUCUCACACAACUCCUUUUUGAGUUGCAAAACCGUUGCAUCACUGGCUAUCGACACGAAGAUCGUGUAUGUCUUUCUCUUGAGACGGAGAGUAAGAGGGAUCUUGCUCGCUUUCUUAGGUGGCUGUGGAAUUGGGCCGCGGGCCUUUAGUUAG